AAUGAAGUAAAGAUGAUUUUAAAAUAGAACUUACAUAGUGUAAUAUGUAUUGAAAGUCUGAAAAUAAUUAUUAAGCAGUUGUAAAAGUAAAAGUGAUUGUAAUAGUACUAAAUAAGAUUAUAAUUAAUAUUGAACGUUGUUGUUAUACAAGAUUAUCAGUGUACUAUUAUAUAUUCUCGGAAAAAGUUUCAGGUUUUCUUGUAAUAUUUAUUGUAUGUAUGUAUAUUAUGAAUGUUGGAGGUUAGAAUGACAUCGACAAAUUUCAAUAAGAAAAGAAUAUUAGUAUAAAUCUAUUUUUAUAUCACGCUUAACGUCUAAAAGGAACUUAGGAAGGAAAUAUUAAACAAAAUGGAAAAUACUAAAUUAAAUGAAGAUUCAGCGCAAAUAUCACAACAUUUUUUAACCCGUGUUUAUUAUGCUGCCAAAGAUGGUAUGGGUAUUAUUGUUUAUAAUCUUCUCAGUAGUGAAGAUGCUAAGCUGGUAAAUGUUGUGAUUAAUCAAAAAGUAUUGGAAGAAGAUGGUCAACAUUGUACACCAUUAAUAAUAGCUGCACGAUAUGGCCAUAAUAAAGUAGUUAAAAUAUUACUUGAUAAAUUUAAGCCUGAUUUGGAACAAGAAGGAACAGUUAAAUUUGAUGGAUAUGUUAUUGAAAAGGCAACUGCUUUAUGGUGUGCUGCUGGUGCAGGACAUUUGACAGUUGUGAAGAUACUAGUAAAAGCUGGUGCCAAUGUUAAUCACCCUACUAAAAGCUUAUCUACCCCUUUGAGGGCAGCUUGUUUUGAUGGACGAUUAGAUAUUGUAAAAUAUUUAAUAGAACAUAAUGCAGAUAUAAAUAUUUUAAAUCAGUUCAAUAAUACAUGUUUAAUGAUUGCUGCAUAUAAGGGUCAUUUAGAUAUAGUGACUUUUCUUUUGCAAAAAGGUGCAAAUCCAAAUGAGAAAGCAAAUUGUGAUACAACUGCAUUACAUUUGGCAGCUGAACGUGGAUAUACUAAUAUAAUAUCUGAGUUAUUGAAAUAUGGGACACAUAUGACAAAGAAUGUUAGUGGAAUGACACCAUUAAUAGCAGCAGCAGAAAGAACUAGGGCUGAAGUCGUAGAAUAUUUAAUAAAAUAUGUAAAAGUUACUAGAGAAGAAGCAAUUGAAGCAUAUGAGCUUCUUGGAGCUUCUUAUGCCAAUGAUGAGCGCAAUUAUUGUUUAACAAAGGCUUAUAAAUAUUUAUGGAAAGCGAUGAAACAUAGAUUCAGAGAUCCGGAUAAUAUUAUUUAUAAAAAAUUAGGUAAAAGUAUAAAAGCAUAUGAUAAUUGGAAAGAAUGUGAUACUCUAGAAAAAUUGAAAAGUAUUAGAAAUAAUCAAAAUGCUAUUCAUAUGGAAUCAUUGGCUAUUCGAGAGAGGAUACUAGGACAGCAUAAUCCAAAAGUGCCACAUCAUAUUAUAUUCAGAGGAGCAGUUUUUGCAGAUAGUGCUAGAUUUGAUAGAUGUAUAGAUCUCUGGCUUCAUGCUUUAUAUUUGAAGCAACUGAACAAUAUACCAGUUGUAAAAGAUCUUUUAAGGUUUGCGCAGGUAUUUUCACAAAUGAUACAUGUAGGAGUAGAUCUUGAGUUUUCUCAAGUCUUGAAUGUUUUAGAAGCUUGCGUAACAGAACUUACUCGUAAUAAAUCUAAACUCAACAAUCCUGAUUCUGAGGAAGAUAUAGAACAACAUAUUGAGGAGAUGGAAUCAAAUAUUACAACUACAUUGUAUAUAUUGACAAUUUUAACAAAACUUUUAACAUUGAAUGAGAGUAAAUAUGAAGAACAAGAUAAAAAUAAGGCAUAUCAAUUAGUUCAUAAACUCUGUGCUUUACAAUUAUGUUUAAAGGAUGGCCAGACAUUAUUGCAUCUUGCUGUAAAUGCUGCCACUUUGGUGGAUGAUUUCCAUACUAAUCAUGUCUGCAAAUUUCCUUGCGCUGCAACGACUAAGCUACUUAUAUGUUGUGGUGCUGAUGUAAAUGCAAUGGACAAUGAAAGGAAUACACCAUUACAUAUUAUUGUUAGUUAUAGAGAACCUGUUAGUGAUUUUAUGACUCUUCAUUCCAUCAUCAUGGAUCUUAUAGAAGCUGGAGCGCAUAUGGAUACAGUUAAUAGUAAUGGGAAAACUCCAUAUGAUGCUGUCGCUACAGGUGUAGCAGAAAUAAUACUAAGGACUCAAACUAAAUUAUCAUUAAAAUGUAUGGCUGCAAAAGUUGUGAAUGCUUACAAUUUGUCAUAUUAUGGAAAUGUACCACGUUCUUUGGAAAGUUUUAUUGAACUUCAUGGACCAGGUCUUAAUCAGGGUUAGAAAAAGUUAUUAAUAAGCAGCAUAUUACAUAGAUAAUUGUGUUAAGUGUAAUCAAUUUAAAUUAUUUAUUCUUGAUACUGUGAACUUUUUGAGAGUGUAUAAAACAUUUAAGAUAUUUAGAAAAAAUUUAGUAUAUUUGUAAAUUGAUUAAUAAUGAGAUUUUUAUGAAUGAUAUAAAAGCAUUCUUUCUAUUAUGUAGAUGCAGAUAACGAAUUUUUUAUAAAAAAAACAUUGUAUAUUUUUAAUGAGCAAAGUCAAAGUUAUUAACUAGUUAUUAACUUAAUAAGAUCCAAAUGGAAGGAAAAAUUACAUUUAGCAAUGUUAUUUUUUAAUUAUUGCACGACAGAAAAUUGAACAGAUAAGUUACUUGCAACACAUGAUGAAAUUCUUUUAUAUCUUUUUUAUUUUUUAACUAUAUUCGUCUUCUUCUUCUAACUAUAUCGAUCUUCUUCUAUGUAAUAGUAUUAUUAAUUAGUAAUUGAAAAGAAAACAACACAUUUAUGAAAUAGAAGUAAUACAAUUUGUCCACAAAAUAUAACUAACUUGCUGUUAUAUUACAAAUUUUAAUUAAAUGUAUAAUGAUCUGAAUAAAUAAUAUAGUAUUAAUACGAUA
This is a messenger RNA of Bombus pascuorum, 2929 nucleotides long. RefSeq names its product protein fem-1 homolog B (gene Fem-1). Lineage: Eukaryota; Metazoa; Arthropoda; Insecta; Hymenoptera; Apidae. Gene Ontology annotation, molecular function: protein binding. The transcript has 9 exons. The record is from RefSeq and is a predicted model, not a curated record. The coding region runs from base 349 to 2316 and encodes 655 amino acids. Gene Ontology annotation, cellular component: cytoplasm; nucleus.